CAGUCAGGGAGGAGGAGAGUAAGAAGGGAAGAUUAAUAUCAACAAGCUGAGUUUAUAACUCGGGAGAAACUUUGCCGCUUUUUUACGAACACGAUUAAGUUUACCACGUUUUUGUGUUUCCAGGGUCACAUAUAUCCCGUGUAAAUACCGGGUAAGUUAUGGGGGAACAGAGUGUGUGGAAGUGGUUUGUUUUUGUGCUCAAACUCGGUGGCUAGUUGUUGCUGUUUCCAGGAGCUAAUGCUAACUUUGCUAACUUUACUCGAGUGGACUGGAGUGAAGUCAUUUUGAGGAAACGCUGCUUUAAUAUGUUCACAAAUCUCUCCGUGUUCGGCUCUAACGCUGUCGCGGGUGGAGUCAGCUCGUCUGCCGGCUGCUGUUGACUCGUCUCCGGUAGUUUUAUGCCUCCGCUCGCAAUGCUCCUCCUGCAGCUGCUUCCACCUGUCAUUUAGCCACUACCGCCGCCGCUGCCUCCUGUCAACCGAUGGCUCACUGCGGUGCUCCCGCAGAGCCCGGCGCUAAAAAGCCGCAGGCUCCUCGCCAGGACGCGAUCGUGUCGCCGCAGGGUAGCGCCGCCGUCGACCAGAGUAUGAAGCCGGUGUUGUUCGAGAUUUUCGGCGAGAUCUGGACCGUCCAGUCGCGCCUCGGCCAGGGAGUAUCGGCCUCCGUGUACCGGGUCAGCUCCGGCAGAGCCACCACCGCCGCCGUCAAGGAGUUCCAGGCCGACACUCAGGGAGGAGAUUACGGCUACCUCAAGGAGAGGUCCGUGCUGGAGGACAUCCAGGGACACAAAAACAUCGUGACCCUGUACGGCGUCUUCACCAACCACAGCUGUAUGGGUGUGUCCACCCGCUGUCUGCUGUUGGAGCUCCUGGAUGUCAGCGUGUCAGAGCUGCUGGUUCGCGGCACCAGUGGUUCACACAGUGGUCGACCCCAGCAGGGUCACUCCAUGUGGCUUCUUCAACACUGUGCCAGAGACAUCCUGGAGGCUCUCGCCUUCCUUCAUAAGGAGGGCUAUGUCCAUGCCGACCUCAAGCCACGCAACAUCCUGUGGAGUGCUGACGACGAGUGUUUUAAACUCAUUGACUUUGGCCUCAGCUUCAAAGACGGAAACCAGGAUGUCAAGUACAUCCAGACAGACGGGUAUCGAGCUCCGGAGGCCGAGCUUCAGAACAGCCUGGCUCAGGCGGGGGUGGAGGUGGAGGGAGACUCUGGCUGCACGGCUGCUGUGGACCUGUGGAGCCUGGGCAUCAUCCUGUUAGAGAUGUUCUCAGGAAUCAAACUCAAAGACACCGUCCGCUCGCAGGAGUGGAAGGAAAACACUGCUGCCAUUGUUGACCAUUUGUUUACCAGCAACAGUCUGGUUUGUCCUGCCAUCCCUGUCUAUCACCUCAGAGACCUUAUCAAAAGUAUGCUUCUCAUAGACCCAAAGCAAAGAUGCACAGCUGAAGCUGCUCUCCUGAGCCCCUUCUUCAGUAUUCCCUUUGCGCCUCACAUCGAGGACCUGGUCCUGCUGCCCUCUCCUGUUCUGCGUCUGCUCAACCUGAUCGACGACAGUCACCUGCACAAUGAGGAAGAAUAUGAAGACAUCCUGGACGACAUGAAAGAGGAGUGUCAAAAGUACGGCUCAGUGGUUUCUCUGCUCAUCCCCAAAGAGAAUCCAGGAAAAGGACAGGUGUUUGUCGAAUACGCCAACUCCAGUGACUCCAAAGAGGCUCAGCGGUUACUGACCGGCCGCACCUUUGACGGGAAGUUUGUCGUGGCGACCUUCUACCCUCUCAGUGCUUACAAACGAGGUUACCUGUAUCAAACUGUGCAGUGACUCAAGUCCUCCACUCUCAGUUUACACCUGACUGAUGAAAACGAUACUGCAGCUGCACUAUAGAACGGGGAGAGUGAAGUUUACACGAGCAGUUUAAAAUUCACUCCGUCAUGAAUGAGUUUAGUUAGAGUUGUGUUUGUGAGGCGAUCUCCGUUGUGCAGAUCGUACAGUGCGCAUUCAUCCAGUGCUUUAUGGUCAACUGAGCUCUGAGGACAGUUCUUUUCUUCCAGUUCACUCUCUCAUUCUCUCUCACUUCUUUACAUUUAAAUAAUCAAAGCUGAGAGAGCGUGUCUUUGCGAUAACAAAAAGGUCUUCAGAACAAAAGUCUGGUUUUGUGCGUUCACACCGUAAAUUAAGCGAUUUUUCCUUUUUUUUACUCACCAAAGUGACACCAGUAAAAACACAAAUGCUACGAAUGCUAUGUUGUUAUCCUAUUCAAAAAAACAUCAAUCAUCAAAAUAGCUGUUGAUUAUCAAUUAUUUGAAUAUUAUAUUUUUAUUUUAUUUUAUAAUACUAUAUUAAUUGCAACCAUAGUUGCUACUUUCUUGGACCGCAAUAAACAAUUAUUUUCAGAAUCAAAUUAAUCUGUGGACCAUUUUCCCGAUGAAUCAAUGAGAUGUUUGGUCCAGAAAACGUUAACCCUAACCCCUGGAAAUAAAAAUGUCCACAAAACAUGAUAUGGAUCAAAGAAACCAGAAAUUCUCAUUUAUUAAGCAAAACAAUCAGAGGUUUUGGAAGAAUCUCAACGCAGUUUGGCUUCUGCGACAUCGCGUCAUGAUUCUCACUUCUCUGCAUUGACAUAAUUGCACAAAACAUUUGUAUCACCUUCAGUGUGAACGCACCAUCAGGUUUAUCUGCUUUAUCUCAUCAGUUGAGACUGGUUUGUGUUUACCUCCCCGUAACAUAUUAGAAUUAAUAGGAGUCUAAUGACUCAAAUAUGUCCUGUGGUGAAACUGAGUCAACUGCCCUGUUUAUUAAUUAAUGAUUAUUACCAUGAAGUCAUGUAAUUGUUGCCUGUUAAUAUUUAGGGCUGGGUACCGCUGCUGAUUUUUCUGAAUCGAGUUCCUAUUCGCAAUUUUUAAUCCAUUAAUUUAGCGAUAUUUCAGUUUUAAACCAGAAUUUUUUUUAAAUAUAUUUUCACAGCACUGAUGCUGCAAAUUGUAUAAAAUCUGCAUCUGAUUGAAAAUAUUUGUUUACAUGAAAGAACUGACCCCAAAGUUGUUAAAUGAAUGCACUUUUUAUUUAAUUUGACCACACAGUGUAACUCUGCAGUACAUUCCUCAUCAGAAGAAGACAACGACAAUAGGAAAAACAAAUAAAAUUGUCAUCUGAGCAACAAUCCUCUAAUUGAGGUUGAGGCUGUCGUCUACACGUGUUCUCAGGCGAGGUUGAGGCUAACAUGUGACGUGACUUCCGCAGCAUAUUUAAAAAGAUAAAUCUUAUCCAGGGAUUUUAUGAAUCUAUAUUGAAUCUUCCAAAUGAAAAUGUAUAUGAAUCGGAAAAUCUUUUUUUUUCUUUUUAUUAUUU
This is a messenger RNA of Solea senegalensis (Senegalese sole), 3346 nucleotides long. It is a transcript of the gene uhmk1, whose product is annotated as U2AF homology motif (UHM) kinase 1. The coding region runs from base 482 to 1819 and encodes 445 amino acids. Gene Ontology annotation, biological process: peptidyl-serine phosphorylation; regulation of protein export from nucleus; positive regulation of translational initiation. The record is from RefSeq and is a predicted model, not a curated record. Gene Ontology annotation, molecular function: protein serine/threonine kinase activity; RNA binding; ATP binding. The transcript has 9 exons. Gene Ontology annotation, cellular component: nucleus; neuronal ribonucleoprotein granule. NCBI's taxonomy places the organism in Eukaryota, Metazoa, Chordata, Actinopteri, Pleuronectiformes, Soleidae.